Molecule: messenger RNA, 1058 nt
Organism: Schistosoma margrebowiei
Lineage: Eukaryota; Metazoa; Platyhelminthes; Trematoda; Strigeidida; Schistosomatidae
Source: the annotation of a GenBank genome assembly
AUUGAAUACAAGUGCACUAUUCUAAACACAAGAAACAAAUUUAAAUAUAACGUUUGCCAUGAUUGAAAAUCUUGAAUGGAAAUCCAUUGAUGGAAUCAACAUGAUAAACCAGAUGGAACAUGUUAAUCGUUUACUGGUUGUAUCGACAUAUACUAAAUUAGUGCUUAUACUUGUUGCAAUACAAACAUCAGUAACAUUGUUUGUUUUAAUGAUUUUGUCAAUACUGUAAUUUACAUAGUCAGUAAUGAUAAUAAUAUUCGUCUUUAUUGUAGUAGGAUGGAAUUUCCAUAUGGCGAGCAAAUGAUACCAUCAGUAUUUUCUGGUUUAUUCCUAUUGAUUGCACUUGCGGUAUUCUUACUGAUUGCCAUCGUGAAGAAGAUAGAUGAGAAUUAUCUACUGAAUCUCGCGCUUGUAAUUGUUUUCUCUGUUUGCAUGGCAACAGCAUUAGGAGUUUUGACCACACAGUUAAAUCCUCAAGUCAAACUUGCAAUCUUUGGAAUCAGUUUGAUGAUAUUCGCAUGCGGAUUACUGUUUGGCGCAGCCAUUAAGACAGAUUUAUUUGAUCACCCAAUGAGUAUUCUAAUAUUUCUUUUGGUUAUAUCCAUUGUAAUUGUGAUAGUGGCGGUUGUGCUUAGUGUUUUCAAUCAAUGCAAGCAUGCAGCAAUAGGUGUUUACAUAGGUGCACAAAUAUCAUUGUUCAUUAUUACGGUAUUUAUAAGUUAUGUAACUGUUGGCAAAUCAAGAUAUCUUCUCUUUUAUCCAAAUUAUUCACUGGCGGCCAUAUUAUUGUAUAUCAUGUUCUUUUCAACUUUAUUAAUCAAUACAAAUAUAAAAAUUAUAUCAACAAGACUGAAAGUUGUAUAUUCCAGUUCCGGUUUCAACAUUGCAUGAAUGGUUGGAUGGAAAUCACAAAGUCUGUUUCUCAUUUGUUUGUUUGUUUGUAUUUUCUUUGCAAAUUUUUUAAGUUGAACUCUGGACCGAUAGGAACCUUUAUGGUUUUGUAGUUAUUGUUAUUUAUGUAUCGAAUCACAUAAAAAUAUGUGUCUGUAAACUGACUA